AUGAAACAAGGCAAGCAAUAAGGAUAAGCACAAUAUGAUGUAUUGAAAGGAGCAAUCAAAGGAUAGGUUUGUACAAGAUUUCCACCUGAGCCAUCUGGUUAUUUACAUAUUGGUCAUAUUAAAGCAUCAGUACUGAAUUAUAGAUAUUCCAAAAUGUAUGAAGGCAAAAUGUUGGUGCGUUUUGAUGAUACAAAUCCAUCGAAAGAGAAGGCUGAAUAUCAAGAGGCCAUCUUAGAAGACUUGAAAACUCUUUAAAUCGAGUGGGCAAACUUGUCACAUUCAAGUGAUUACUUCGACCUUGCAGAAGAAAAAGCAAGAUUCUUAAUUAAGAGAGGAUUGGCUUAUUGUGACAAUACAGAUAAAGAAACUAUGAAGAAGGAAAGAUUUGAUGGAAUUGAGAGUGUUAAUAGAAAUGAAUCUGUCGAAGAGAAUCUAGAGAUAUUUGAUUAAGUGUUAGCUGGAAAGACUUUUGAUUACUGUUUGAGAGCUAAAAUUGACAUGAAGGCUUUAAAUAAAUGCAUGAGAGAUCCAGUUCUCUACAGAACAAAUUAAACACCACAUCAUAGAACAGGUACUAAAUAUGAGGCGUACCCAACUUAUGAUUUUGUAUGCCCAAUUUUGGAUAGUGUUGAAGGAGUUACUCAUGCAAUGAGAACAAAUGAAUACUCUGAUAGAAUUACAUAAUAUCAAUGGGUAUAAUAAGCAUUGGAAUUAAGACCAGUUGAGAUUUAUGAAUUUUCAAGAUUGAACUUCGUUAAUACUUGUUUGAGCAAGAGAAAACUUUAAGAAUUUGUAGAUUAAGAGGUUGUAGAAGGAUGGUAGGAUCCUCGUUUCCCAACUCUUAGAGGUAUCAUAAGAAGAGGAAUCACAGUUGAAGCCUUACAUGAUUUUAUGUUGGAAUAAGGACCAUCAAAGAAUGCCAAUCUUCAAACUUGGGAUAAGCUUUGGGCUAUCAAUUUCACAAAGAUUGAUCCCAUUGCUCCAAGAUAUACAGCUGUAGGAAAGGAAGGAAUUGCUAUUUUGACUAUUUCAGAUUAUGGAGAUUAAGGUAUUGAAGUAGUCACUGUGCCUUAACAUCCUAAAAACGAUUGAAUUAGGCACAAGACCUUUAUU
Messenger RNA from Paramecium tetraurelia, 1113 nucleotides. RefSeq lists its product as uncharacterized. Gene Ontology annotation, biological process: glutamyl-tRNA aminoacylation. Lineage: Eukaryota; Ciliophora; Oligohymenophorea; Peniculida; Parameciidae. The record is from RefSeq and is a predicted model, not a curated record. Gene Ontology annotation, cellular component: cytosol; methionyl glutamyl tRNA synthetase complex. Gene Ontology annotation, molecular function: ATP binding; glutamate-tRNA ligase activity. The transcript is spliced from 2 exons.